Messenger RNA from Scaptodrosophila lebanonensis, 1139 nucleotides. RefSeq names its product lambda-crystallin homolog (gene Had1). The transcript has 3 exons. Gene Ontology annotation, molecular function: oxidoreductase activity, acting on the CH-OH group of donors, NAD or NADP as acceptor; NAD+ binding. Bases 105 to 1064 code for a protein of 319 amino acids. Gene Ontology annotation, biological process: fatty acid metabolic process. The record is from RefSeq and is a predicted model, not a curated record. Lineage: Eukaryota; Metazoa; Arthropoda; Insecta; Diptera; Drosophilidae.
CUGCCGUUCAAACACAUCCAUCCAGUCUAGCGCGAUAGACGGUUUGGUCUCCAGCGCAACAAUUUGGGAAAAGUAGAGCAACGCAGACGGUGAUUGCAAGCGAAAUGUCGGGUCUACAGAAAAAAAAUGCCAAAAUCGGAAUUGUCGGCAGUGGCCUCAUUGGACGUUCCUGGUCGAUGCUGUUUGCCUCAGUGGGCUAUCAAGUUGUCCUGUACGACAUACUGCCCGAGCAGGUGGACGCCGCUCUCAAGCUAACUGAAACCGAACUUGUAGAAUUAGAGAAAAAGGGUCUCCUACGCGGCAAACUAAGUGCCGCCCAGCAAGCCAGUUGCAUUUCGGGAACAAACGAUUUAAGGGAACUGGCCAAAGGUGCCAUUUUCAUACAGGAGUGCAUCCCUGAGCGUUUGGACUUGAAGAAAUCGCUGUACAAAAAGCUCGACGAUGUCGUCGACGCCAACACAAUCUUGUCCAGUUCGACGAGUACUUUCCUGCCAUCUCUGUUCAGCGGGGAUUUGAAGCACAAAUCAAAUGUCUUGGUAUCCCAUCCCGUAAAUCCACCCUACUAUGUGCCACUUGUUGAAAUUGUGCCUGCCCCAUGGACGAGGCCCGAAUUUGUUAAAACAACGCGUGCCCUGAUGGACGAGAUCGGACAGAAGCCAGUGACAUUAUCCCGAGAGAUUGAGGGAUUUGCAUUAAAUCGAAUUCAGUAUGCGAUUUUGAAUGAAACAUGGCGUUUGGUUCAAGAUGGUAUUUUGGAUGUGAAGGACAUUGACAGCGUUAUGUCCGAUGGCUUGGGCAUGCGUUAUGCAUUCCUGGGACCGCUGGAAACGGCGCACCUAAAUGCUGAGGGCAUGGCGAACUACUUUGAACGUUAUUCGAAAACGAUUUACGCGGUUAGUGAGACAAUGGGUGCGACCCCCAAAAUGGAGGGACCCACUGCCGUCGCCAUCGCCGAACAAUUAAAUGCGAUGGUGCCGCUUGAUAAAUUGCCGGAGCGACGGACUUAUCGCGAUACCUGCUUAACUCAUUUGAGCCUCUUGAAAAAUAAACUUAAUUCAAAGUAAAUGGCAAAUGUGAAGAAUGUGAAAUUUUGAAAUUCAAAAUAAAAUAAAAAAUAUAUAAAUGCGUAUUUAGCUUAA